CGAGAGAGUCUUGCCACUUCCGGUUACAUGACGACGGCGUCGAUACAAAAAAGAGAGAAGGAAAACAGGAAAAUAUCUCUUUCUUGGCGAGAACACUGGAAACUUAACAUAAAUAGCUUGACGUAUACCAACUGGUUGUUUAUGUGGGCGGUGAAACCAACCAUCGACCUCUAGUCUGCGUGGUUUGACAACCUCUGAUCGGUUAAAGAUCACAAAUAUUUGGAGUUUAUUGUUCUUCGCCUGCUCCCUCCAGCUAAGCUAUUUCUGUGUUGCCCUACCUAGCCGCACUAGCUACCAUUAGCUAACGCUGGGUGCCAGCACAGUGAGUGUGUACUUAGUUCUGAAUUAGCACUCGGGCUAGAAAAGAAAAUAAAGCGCCGCUAAUCCGUUCAGUUUGCAGCUGGACUCCGGUAACCUCUGCUAGCUCGGUGACCGUAGUUCAGCGAGAAUGGCAACGUCGGCUCUGUACGCCUGUACAAAGUGUAACCAGCGGUAUCCCUUCGAGGAGCUGUCGCAGGGCCAGCAGUUGUGUAAGGAGUGUCGCAUUGCACAUCCAAUAGUGAAGUGCACAUACUGCAGGUCUGAGUUUCAACAGGAAAGUAAAACUAAUACAAUCUGCAAGAAAUGCGCCCAGAACGUCAAACAGUUUGGAACACCCAAACCCUGUCAGUACUGUAACAUCAUUGCCGCUUUUAUUGGGACAAAGUGCCAGCGUUGUACCAACUCAGAGAAGAAAUAUGGACCUCCACAGACCUGUGAGCAAUGCAAACAACAAUGCGCCUUUGAUCGCAAGGAGGAGGGAAGAAGAAAGGUGGACGGGAAACUGCUGUGCUGGCUUUGUACUCUGUCCUACCGCCGCGUCCUGCAGAAGACUAAGGAGCAGAGGAAGGGCUUUGGCUCCUCCAACUCCUCAUCCCUGAACGAAAAAGACCAUCACUCCAGACCUCAUCACCACCACCACCACCAACACAGACACAGCAGUUCUCAUCACAAGCUGAGUGGAAGCUUGAGUCCUGAACAGGAGCAGGGACUGUGGAAGCAGAGCCAUAAAUCGUCUUCAAUCCAGAAGGAGACUCCAAAGAAGAAACCAAAACUGGAGAUGAAGCCAUCCAACGGGGACAGUAGUUCCAUCACCCAGUCGAUGGACUCUGGAGGAACAGACAACUUCAUUCUCAUCAGCCAGCUGAAAGAGGAAGUGAUGUCUCUGAAGAGACUUCUGCAGCAAAGGGAUCAGACCAUCCUGGAGAAGGACCGAAAGCUCACAGAGAUUAAAGCUGACUUUCAGUACCAGGAGUCCAAUAUGAGAGUCAAGAUGAACCAAAUGGAGAAAUCACACAAAGAGUCAAUGGAGCAUCAGCAGUCCAAGAACAGGGAGUUGAUGAAACAAGUUGCGGCCCUCUCUAAGGGAAAGAAGUUUGACCGGACAGGAAGUUCUCUGCUGCUGCCCUAACAAUAGGCCGGCCAGCUGGUACCAACACAGAGCGGCUUCAUGUAACACUGAAAGUCUCCCUCCUGUGUUUACUCAUUGCCAUUGACAUCAGUUACUUCUAAAUUCUAGCCAGACACCAUGUUGUACAUGGUAAACAAAUGUUGAACUAAAGAAACCUUUCUCUAAAUGUCAACUUAUUUUAAAUUUUUUACAGCGAUUUUUUUCCCACAGGCUGUUAUCCUGUGGAUGGAGGAUGGAGCCCUCGUUUUUAACACUGCCGGGCCAAAACAAAAAGCAUGGUGUGCAUAUGUGGAUAUUAUUCUGUUCUGUGUAUCCACUUAAUUUUUAAGAAUGUCAUGCAAUUUAUUUAUUCAAUUAUAUUUCUUAGCUUUUUUUAUUUCCUCACAACAUACUAAGAGAAUAUCCCACAUUUGGGGGUUUUCUUCAAUAGGGAUUAGUUCUAUUUUUCUAAAUUGAUUGUGGGGGAUACGUUCUCCUAAAUGGAGACCCUGUGCAACUUAACAAUGUAUGCAAAUGUGGGAAGGGUGACCACUGAGCUGCUGCUCAACAGGAGAGAACUCCUAACUCUCUCAGUAACAACUCAUAAAUCAACCAAUGAACACUUUGACAGGCUGUCUGAUAGAGUGACGCCUCUUGGCUGCCCUCUCUCUCACUGUGACAGCUGUAGUGAUUUGCUGUUUCUCUUAAGUGGAACGUUUGUAAUACUGCAUGAUUUUACUGCCAGACACGGGUUGGCAUUGUGGUCGGACUUAUUUUAUCCCUCCCUUUAUAUUAGUUUUCUAAGAAUCACUUGUAAAUGUAUUUCUGGGGUCAGCCGUUGUAUUUAAACUGUUGCUUGUAUCUGUUUUAGUGAGUACAGUAUGUGUAUAGUAAGGCCAGUUGAAAUUAACAUGUCUGUAGAAGAUGCUUUUUAAAGGAACACACCUUUCACCUUGCAUAAUUGGGCUGGUUUCAUACUGUGGCGUCCAGGAUCACUUUUGUACUUUUUUCCAAACCAACUGUUUUAAAACUAUUAAAACUGGCUAAACUGUUA
Labrus bergylta (ballan wrasse) is the source of this 2483-nucleotide messenger RNA. It is a transcript of the gene fam76b, whose product is annotated as family with sequence similarity 76 member B. Gene Ontology annotation, cellular component: nuclear speck. The record is from RefSeq and is a predicted model, not a curated record. NCBI's taxonomy places the organism in Eukaryota, Metazoa, Chordata, Actinopteri, Labriformes, Labridae.